Trachemys scripta elegans is the source of this 7339-nucleotide messenger RNA. RefSeq lists its product as uncharacterized. The transcript has 2 exons. The record is from RefSeq and is a predicted model, not a curated record. Bases 1608 to 6107 code for a protein of 1499 amino acids. Lineage: Eukaryota; Metazoa; Chordata; Testudines; Emydidae.
UAUCAAAGCUAUCCCAUUAUUCAUCUUACCUUACAUUCAUGAUCAAACUUAAUUUCAGAGACAGAAGAGCAAAUCUAAUUUUACAAAGAUGGUUCACAUAGACAGAAGCUAUAAAGUAGGCAAAUACUAACAAAACAUUGUUUCCACAGUUAUAGGGGAAAAUAGGCCAUUGGCCACCACUUUAUUAAAGACAUAACAAGGUUUAAACAUCAGCGUGAAUAAGAGUAACCACUACUGCAAAGGAACACUGUUGUUGCUUUCCCUUACUGUAGGCUAUUCCUUGAACCAAAUUACAUGCAAAGACAGGUGCCCUCAAGAUACUACGUGUGGUCCCAAGACUAAAACAGUCUUUUUGCCUCCCCCGUCAUGGCCGUCUGACUCAAACCAAGAUUCAACUAACACUAAGUUAGAGCUGCUGAUAGUCAACUCCUGGAAACUUCUUUAAGUGGGCUUAUCUUGUGGUACAGAGUAACCUUCAUUUCCCAGUAACAAAUCACCAACCACCUUUCCCAACAAACUUUGAACCAGCUUUACUAUUGAAGCCUCUCUCCACUCGAUGUAUUAAAACUUGCUAGCACUAAGAAAAAGGUGCUGAAACAAGAGCCAACUCACUGAUUACUCCUGACCAGACAAUAACUUAACAUUACCCAGUGUAGAGAAAAGAAAAUACAACCGGCUAGUGCAAAUAGGAUACAAAUAACCUAAUUUAUCAGAACUUAAAUCACAUGUAGCAAUUACAAACCAUAUGGCCAGGCCUGUCUGUCUGAACAUUGCUGUGUGAGCAGGUAAGAAAAGCUUUCUAAUAGGGGCAAGUGGGCAUGAGAACCAGCAUAGCUCCUGCCAAGUGUUCUCUCUCCCGCACCUAUAGCCACCUUCAGCCAGGCAGUGGGAGUUUUAUGUGGGUCAAUGGGGUGACCAAUCAUGCAGCUCAUAGUAAAACAACUUGUCCUGAUUGGCUGCCCAGGCUGAAGCUAUUGUAGCCCUCACUUGAUGACCCUGGCUAGGGUGGCUAGGGCUGCAUACUGUAUAGGGGGUGAAGAAUGGAACAGUGUAGUGGGAAAUACUUGUCAUGCAAAGGAGCUAAGUAGAAGCCUUCUUUAGUUAGGAUGACAGUUUCACUCUGUCUAAUGCAGCUUUACGUGGCCUCUUAAAAGCUGAGCACCUCUUCGAGAAAAUGAAACCAUUUGUACCCCUGCAGUCCUGCCAUGUCAGCAAGGCGGCAUGGGGGGAACCUGCACUGCCCUUGUUCUGCACUCCCUGCUUGCCUAGUCCUCUCUGAGAUACAUUGGCAUAAUAAUGCCUAAAUGGAAACCCAAGUAGUUGAGGGCCAAGAAUUAGUUUGUUUCUUUUUACAAAAGGUUUUGACAAAAUCUACUGUGAAUAUUUUGUGAAAGUUCUGUGUUGUUGUUGUUGUUAACAACCCCUGGAUACACUGUUGUUGUUAAUGCAAGCCUUCCCUUGCAGCGCUGGCAAACCAUGGUGCUCCUACUGCAUGCCAGCCAGCGAGACUGAAUGGCUUAGUAUGGGCUGAAGAGCACUAAGAAGGGCAACGCCCAGCACCCACCUACUGAUGAUAAAAAGGAGAGCUCCCCAAGCCUCUAAAGUGUAUGUUUGUUGGAAACUACCCUCCCUCUGCAGGACUGCAUAGGCACUACUGCUGGUCUAGGGCUCCAGAAACCCCCACAAUCCCAGAACAGAGGCAAGAAGGGGCCAGGAUCCAGGGGUUGUUCAUUGGCACUAAAUGUACAAAGUUUUGCGAUGAUAAGCUGCUGAUAGAUCCCAUGGUGCUGAAGAAGAAGCUAAAUAGGAUGGCAACAGAACCAGGGGCUUUUGCUGUCCUCAGCAGCCUGCUGCUUUACAUCACAGACCUCGCGGCCUGCGACCCACAGAUGCCGAGGAAGAAGGCAAAAUGGGCAGAAGGCAAAGGAAACAAGGUGAUUUAUAAUCCUGAAUGCCAAAGUGCAAACACAAGCAAGCGCCCCACAAGAUUCCAGCUUUUGCAGUCCAAGUUCAUGAACAACAAUCGUGAACCUUACAUAAAAAAGACAAGAGAAGUUGGCAAGCUAAUCAUUAAAGAAAAGCAGUGGGUAAACAGGGGCUGUCUAAAUGCCACUGUUAACAAAUUAGACAAAAAUAAGGAAAAAAAAGGAAGCGGUCAAGCACUAGAAGAGAACAAAAAGAUAAUGCCCAAUGAGAGGGUCAAGUGGAAUGGCCUGAGUGGGAAAAAUACAGUGAAAAACAUUCUGAAGAAAUUUUUAGCUGCAGAGGAGAAAGAAACUAAGGAGAAAGCUUCUGUCUGGAAAAAGAAAGAGCCUAACAGCAAUUUGCCAAAAAUUAUCAGCAAGAAUUCUGUUUUCUCCAAACUGAAGGAAAAGUUUGAACAGGCUAGUUCUGUUUGUUCAGCCACAGAGGCAAAAACAUUGCUGUUGCGCAAAGGUGAGAAAAAUAAUACAAAGGUCCCAAGUAGAACACCUAUUCACAAACCAGAGGUCACAGUGCUACACACUGUGACAGCCCCAGUUCUAAAUAGCCCUCAGUCCCAGUAUUUAGUGUGUACGACGGCUCCAAUGCCUAGAUUCAGUGUUGUGACUGAAAUUAGCCAUCCUUGGAGCUGGUUGACAAACAACACUGAAAGUAAUCAGCCUUUUGAUCAUGGCACUCAAAUGGUAGAGAUGAGUGACUCUGACAGCAAACAUGAUAUUAAGCCUGGUAAGAAUGAAAUGCCAGAAAAUAGGGCACAAGACAGAGAGUACAAAGGACAGAUGCAAACUGUACAAUGUGUAAUGCCCAAGGUCAUGACUGACAACAAGGACAGUGCAGAGACUAAAAUAGAUUCCACAAACCAAGGACCUGGUUUUCUUCCUAAUCUAGACCGCUCUUCUACUUUCUGUAAAAAUAAAUCCCUUGCAGACUGCAUUCCUACCUUAUCUAAACCCACCCUAUCUCACAAGGGGAAUAGCACAUUAGCUGGAUUUGAUACAUCUUCAUUAGGGGAUAAUAAAACUGCUCAAAAUGUUAGUGAAGACAAUCCGUCUACUAACUUGCCUUAUUCUGGUAUAGCUGAAGGAUCCAGCGCAUACAGUCCCCAGGAUAUUAAAGAGGUUGGUAUUCCUAAAAUAACAGUGAAUGCAUGCAGUUCAAAGGAGACAGAAAUAGAGUUCUCGGAGUCAGAAAAAGAUCCUCUCUUUGCAAGCCAAAAAUGUUUCCCGGAGGAGAAACUAUCGGAAAAUAUUCCAUCGUUUUGCUCCCCAGUAGCUCAGGCAUCUCAGAAUGUAGUGCCUCCAAAUGAUGACCUGCAAUUAAUUGUCAAAAUACCAGUUACUGACAAAAUGCCACCGCUGAUGCCAAGGCAAGAAAAUGCAUCCGAUUUUAAAGGCAAACAUUCCAAAGCAGCUGUAAAAAGAGAGAAAUUUCACUAUAAACAGGAAAUAUUUCCUAGUUCUAGAAAAAAUGAUUGCAAAGUCACAGCUAAGCAAGAAGAGGAGCCAGACAUAAAUCCAAACAAGCUGUCUGAUUGUCAAAUGCAAACUGAACAAAUAACCCAGGAAUCACAACCACAUCAAAUGCUUGGUCAACAAAAUAACAUUGAUAAUUUCAGCAUUAACGUAUCAAAUCCGACUAUGACUCAGACAAAUGAUUCAAAGAAGGAAAAAAGUGGUAUUGUAGAAGGAAAGCAUAUCUGCUCUGAUUUUGAAAAGGACCAAGGUCCAUUGUCAAGUUAUUUAAUGAAGCACAGGUGUUAUAUUCCAGAAGAGAAUUUUGGGAAGGACCAAUUAUCAUCAAAUGAAAUGGCAAGUCAGGAAAACAAUACUGCCAGGGAAAGGAGUACCUUGUGUAAUCUGGAGAUUUAUGAAAUGCCAUCAAAGUAUUUUAUGAAGCAUGAAAGUGACAUUGCAGAUGAGAAUCCCUGGCCUAAUUCUGAGACAUGUCAAUCAUUCUCAUCAAAUUAUUUAACAAAGCACGAAAACAAUGCUACAGAACAAAGAAUCUGGCAUGCUAUUGAAAAGCCCCAGAUCCCAUCAUCAAAAGAUUUGGUGAAAGAUGAAACCUAUAGUGUAGAAGAUAAGAAGGCUUGUCAUAAUUCUGAUGAGUACCAAUUACCUUCUUCAAAUGAGUCAGCAAAGCAUAAAGGUGAUAUUAUAGCAAAGAAUGCUAUGUAUAACCGUGAGAAUUACCAGACACCACCAUCAUCAAGUGAUGUCAUAAACCAUGAAAAUAAUACAGUCAAAGAGAAGAAUAUCCAUCAUGUUUUUGAGAAGAAUGAGUUACUCUCACCAAAUGAACUGGGGAAGCAUGAAAAUAACACUGCAGAAGAGAUAAGUCUCUUGAGUAAAGUAGAGAAAUCCCAAUUACCCUCAUCAAAAGCACUGUUGAAGCCUGAAAAGAAUAUCGCAGUAGGGAGAAUGCCCUUGAAUAACUGUGAAAAGUACCGACUACCCUCGCCAAAUGAAUCAGAGAAGCACGAAAAUAAUACUGUGGUAAAAACAAGACCCUGGAGUAAUCUGGAGCAAGACCAACUGCCAACUCCAAAUGAUACUCUGAAUUAUGAAAAUGAGAUGAGAGAUGAGAACUUUGAGAAAAACCAGUUUCCUUCCUCAAAUGAAAUGGUGACUCAUGAAAAUAAUAGUACAAGUGAGAGAAAUAACUUACAUAAAUAUGAAGAGUACCAAAUGCUGUCUUCAGAUAAUGGUUUGAAACAUGAAAAUGAUACGAUGGUAGAGAAGAAGCAUAAGGAUAAUAGUGCAAAAGAGAAGAAUUCGUCUAGUUUUGAGACAUGCCAAUUACCCUUAUCAAAGAAUAAAAUUAACACUCCAGGACCAAGAAAUACCUUGUGUAGCAUCAAAUACCAAAUGCCAUCAAGAGAUUUAGUGGAAAAUGAAUAUGAUACAACAGAAGAGGAAAACACCUGUUGUAAUACUGAGAGAUACCAACUGUUCUCAUCCCGUGAAUCAAUGAAACAUGAAAAUAAUGCUGCAGAGGCAAGAAAUAUCCAGAGUAACUUUAAAAAUUACCAAAAGCCAUCAUCAAGAAGUAUAGGGAAGCAUGAAAGCAAAACUGUCCAAGAGAGAAGUACCCAUCAUAAUUUUGAAGAGUACCAGUUACUUUCAAGAAAUGCACCACAGAAGCAUGGAAAGAAAGGUGCAGUAGAGAGAGAUACCUUGUGUAACCCUAAGAAGAAUCAAAAACCAUCAUCAAGUUCAUUGGUGAAGCAAGAAAAUAAUGUUACAGUAGAAAAGCAACAACAAACACCAUUGUCAGAUGAUUUUGUGAAGCAUGAAACUGAAACUGUGGAAGAGAAGAAUAAACAUCAUAGUUCUGAGAAGUACCAAUUAACCUCAUCAAAUAAAUUAGUCAAGCAUGGAAAAAAUACCACAGUAGAGAAGAAGCAACAAAUACCAAUAUCAAAUGAUUUUAGAAAGCAUGAAACUAACACUGUGAAAGAGAAGAAUAAACAUCAUAGCUCUGAGAAGUGCCAAUUAACCGCAUCAAAUAAAUUGGUGACACAUGGAAAAAAUACUGCAGUAGAGAAAAAGCAACAAAUACCAAUAGCAAAUGAUUUUAGGAAGCAUGAAAUUAGUACUAAAGAAAAGAAAAAUCCACAUCUCAAAGUUGAGAAAUACCGGUUACCUUCCUCAAGUAAACUGGAGAAGCAUGAAACUAAUAGUUCAGGAAAGAAAAACAGUUUGUGUGAUUUUGAGACGUAUCAAGCUUCAUUGCCAAGUGAUCUCAUGAAGCAUCGAAGUGAUUCAACAUUAGAGGAGAAUCCUUGGCAUAACAUUGAUAACUACCAAAAAUUACCCCUAUCAAAUGAUGUAUCCAAACAUGAUAAAAAUCCUGUAGAACAGAGGAAAACCCAGCAUGGCUUUAAGAAGUACUGUAAACUAACAUCAAAUGAUUUAGCAAAGCAUGAAAAUGUUGCUGCUGAAGGAAAGGCCAGGAGGCCAGGGUCUGAUCAAAGAAAUGACAGAAAAACAGAACUCCAGGACUGCACUAGAACAGCAGCACACGCAAAAUACAUAGCAGAAAGUUACAGUGAAGGACCCCUAAAUUCAUCUUUUAAACCAAUGAUAGUUAGAGUAAGUGACACAUUUAAACAUCACACCUGAUAGCUCUACAGGUAAACUAAUGACCUCAAUUAUUUGUAUCAUCAGAUCUUUCUUUUUUUCCUUCAAUGUUCAAGACAUUAAAUUAUCACUUCGUAAUUGCAUGGAUAUUGAUGCGUAUUUUUUAGGGUGUGAUUCUUUUCCCUUUCUUAAACGCUGGCCAGAAGAUCACUGCAAAUAUAUCAUCAGAUUAAUCAUCAAUUUAUUAUGAGAGGGGCUGAGAGAUCAUCAACAAUUUAAUCCUGCUCCAAUCUCUCCUUGAUAAAUGCUCGGUUUUGUUUGUAACUAGGGUAUUUUGAGGAUGAACUUUCCUUUGUAUUUACUCAUUUUAGUAAAACGCUGUUACUACUCCUUCUAGGAAUGGCUUUAGACAAUGUCAGGCUUCGUUAGGUCAAAAAUGGCCACUUAAGUUCUAGCUUUAAAGCUGUAAAUGCAAAGGCUGAUCCUUGCUAACAUGCAUAAUGUUUCAUGGGUAAUGUGCAGAAAGAUAGAUGCUUCCUUUAUCUGCAGGAAAGUCCUGAAAGGACAAUAUGUUAAAUAAUUUACUAUCGGGCGCUUAUGUUCUGUGGUAUAAAUAUUGGGAAAAUAUUGAUUGAACCUUCUGUCAAGAUAUUUACACUUUUGGGUGUGUACAGUAUUGAGAUGUGUUUGUAGAGAUAGGUUAUUCCCUCAUGCAUGUCACGCUAUAGCUACUCCUGUGUUCACAAAGGGCCAUAAUGCAGCAACUACAAGUACUCACAAAGGGCCCAGUCCUGUAAGGUGCUGAGCAGGUCAAUGAAAACAGGCUGCUGAGAAUGGUGCAGGAGGGAUUCAGCACUUUGCAGGAUUGGGGUUAAAUUGCCUUUGUGGCAUAUCAGGGGCACACAGGCCCAAGGCAGGCAUUGCCAUGGAUAUUAAAGUUACUCAUUGGAAAAUCUUAUCGUGCUCGUGCUUUCCUGUCAAGUGUAGCAAAUGUUUACCGUAGUACGAUAUGAAACUUGAUAAUAAUGAGCAGCCAAUGUCAUUGAAAUGUGCCAGUGGAAUGUGAUGUUCAGAAUGGACAAUAAUAGCAACUUCUGCGUAAAGUUUGCAUGUCCCUGGCUUUGCUUUGGUAGACAGGAUCGGUUUGUUAUGUUUGCUUCUUUCUGCCCAGCUGAUGAACAGAAUGUAGCUGCAAAAUGGAAUCUUGCCGUUAAUGCCACAUAACACCCUGUGGUAGGUAGGUAGAUAUUAAUAUAAUAAAGUCAACUCUCACA